GAACUGAUUGGGAAAAUGAUAUUAAAGCCGUUGGAAGUAGAGGAAGGGACAGAGAUAAGAAUCGCAUUGCCCGAUGUCAUCGAACAAUUGACAACAAAAUUAUAUGCGUCACGACAAUUUAAGAAAUCUGAGAGGUCAAUGUCGGAAUGGGGCAGUUUCUUUUGCCGUUUCCACCCGACCGAACUAGUUCUCGCCUGCGGUGUUGAUGAUAAAUUGAUUUUAUUAUCUGCGGAUAAUUCUUCCAUUCCUUUUUCAAAUUGGAAGGAAAAGUUACCUCGUCAACUGGAAACUGGGAUUUCUGGAAAAUAUGAAAGAAUAGAAUGGAAUGCAGACGGAACCCAAUUGGCUGCCGUCUCCCUUGAAGGUGACGUCAUCGUGUGGAGUUAUCCGGAUGGAAAAAUUCUCUUUCAACAGAAAUUAAACGGAGCAGGGAUGAAUCGAAUCGAGUGGAAUUCCUUCAGGCCAAACGUGUUCGCUACUUUUCACGUAAGUUGUUUGCUUCCACUUUGUUUAUUCCGCGCUGAUCUCCCCACAUCCUACGAAAUAUUCGACCAAUCCUAUAUUUAAUUUGUAUUACGUUCAAUUAACACUGUAACACAU
Molecule: messenger RNA, 600 nt
Organism: Daphnia pulicaria
Lineage: Eukaryota; Metazoa; Arthropoda; Branchiopoda; Diplostraca; Daphniidae
Exons: 3
Coding region: 16-567 (183 amino acids)
Molecular function (GO): protein binding
Source: RefSeq, a predicted model, not a curated record